Calliphora vicina (urban bluebottle blowfly) is the source of this 1947-nucleotide messenger RNA. RefSeq lists its product as uncharacterized. Gene Ontology annotation, molecular function: fatty acid elongase activity. The transcript has 9 exons. Gene Ontology annotation, biological process: very long-chain fatty acid biosynthetic process; fatty acid elongation, saturated fatty acid; fatty acid elongation, polyunsaturated fatty acid. The record is from RefSeq and is a predicted model, not a curated record. Gene Ontology annotation, cellular component: endoplasmic reticulum membrane. The coding region runs from base 90 to 1787 and encodes 565 amino acids. Lineage: Eukaryota; Metazoa; Arthropoda; Insecta; Diptera; Calliphoridae.
CAAAAAGUAAGCGGAGCAGUGCAGAUAUUUAAAUAAAAUUUAAAGGAGUUUAAAAAUAGUUUUAUAUAGUUAAUUAUAGUUUUGACAAAAUGUUGUUGCUAAAAAUGAUUUAUAAUAGCCUAAUGGCCAUGGACGAAACUUUUGAAACCGAUAAACGACUUAAUUCCUAUCCAUUUCUGGGUAAACCAUGGCCUAUGCUUGCCGUUGUUGGUCUCUAUCUGUUAAUCGUCUUAAAAUGGGGUCCUAAAUUUAUGGCCAAUCGUAAUCCCUACAAAGUGGAUGGUCUAAUGAAAUUGUAUAAUGUGCUACAAAUUGUGAUAAAUAGCUUGAUAUUCUUCGAGGCAUUAAAAUACUCCUACUGGAGAGAUGACUUUAAGAUGAUUUGUGAAAAGUAUGAUCCCCACGAUACACGUCCCGUUACUAUGAAAUUGGUGAGACCGGCUCUACUGUAUUACAUUUCCAAAUACUUGGAUAUAUUCGACACGAUAUUCUUUUUGGUGCGUAAAAAAUUCAAUCAAAUAACCUUUCUUCAUGUGUAUCAUCACUCUUUAAUGAUAAUGGCCGUCUAUAUCUAUUGCAACUUUCUAUUCUCAUCUCAUUUCACCGCAACUGGUGUCCUCAAUAGUUUCAUACAUAUUUGCAUGUACGCAUACUACCUGCUGGCUGCCUCAAAACCCAAUAUCAAUUUGGAGCCAUGGAAACGUACGUUGACUGGCAUGCAACUGAUACAGUUUGUAUUCUUGGCCGUGCACUUUGGAGUGCCACUCCUUAAUAAUUGGUGUAAACUACCAAUUCUUUGGUUGAUGGUGGCAUUUGUGCAAAACUCUUUCAUGAUUGUACUCUUUUCAAAUUUCUAUUAUAAAACAUAUAUUUUAAAAGACUUAAAGAAAAGGAAAAACAUUGAAGAAAUGUUUUAUGUUCUAAAAUAUUUAUACUGUUUAGUGGCCGAAGUCUAUGCAAAGAAUGCAGAUCCACGAGUUCAGCACUUGCCCCUGGUAUAUUCGCCUCUGCCAAUGGUUGUAAUUUUAACAUCAUAUUUGGCAUUUGUUCUGCAUUAUGGCCCUAAAUGGAUGGAACAUCGGCAAGCCUUUCAGCUAAAAUAUAUAAUGCGUGUCUAUAAUGCUGUGCAAGUUGUAGCCAACAUUUUAUUGUUCGUUUAUGGCAUUCCAAAUUCAUAUGGUCAAAAAAAUUUUAGCUUUACAUGUCAACCCGUUGAUCCCACAAACACUGAACCAUGGAUGAUGCGUCUACUUUACAUAACGUAUGGUUAUUAUCUAACGAAAUAUUUGGACCUCUUUGAUACGAUAUUUAUAGUGCUGCGUAAGAAAGAUCAACAAAUAAGUUUUCUUCAUGUGUAUCAUCAUACGGGAAUGGUGUUUGGAGUUUAUGUGUUUAUGACAUUUUUGCCAGGAAGUCAUUCAACCAUGCUGGGUCUGAUUAAUCUGCUCGUACACACAGUCAUGUAUUCAUAUUAUUUCGUUACAUCGAUGACACCAGUUAAGGAGACACUGUGGUGGAAACGUCACAUUACACAAUUACAAUUAGUUCAGUUUGGUUAUUUGACUGUUCACUUUCUAUUAGUGAUUGUCCGCAAUACUUGUGCCCAUCCACUUGCAGUUGCAUUUGUUGGUUUUAUGCAAAACAUCUUUAUGUUUGCAUUAUUUUUCGAAUUCUACUACAAGGCCUACCUGAAGAAAUCCAAGGCAACUGAUGCUAGUAAUCACAUUCGUGAUGCUAAUGACAGAUUAAGCCAGCGGAAAACAGAAGAAAAACUAAAAUCAAGUUAGUAAUUGGUUGCCAUUACACGUGUAUUCCAACAAAAAUCAUGUAAAAUAGAAAGUUAAUUCAUAAAAUCUUAGAACAUUUUUUUUUACCGAUAUACAUAUGACUUUUAAAUAACAAUAAAAUCAAAAACCAAAAUGUUAAUUUCUAAAAAAAAACCAAAAA